AUGGCUCCAGACGUUCCGGCCGCCGCAAUCGUCGCCGAGGCUGAGCCGGACGACGUGGCGAUGCUCGACGGCAACACGAUCGAGGUUGCGUGGCCGCAGACACGCGAAUGCGUCACCAAGAUGCGCAAGCGUGUGGGCACGGUGCGCUACCGGCCAAAGCAGCAGCGAAAUCGGUUCGAGAAUGUCUAUCUGAUCGAGUUUGAGAGGCGGCCCGGCACGCCCCGCACGGCCAAAGGGCCGCGGCUCCGAAAGACGAGAUGGGAGAAGCUUCGCGGGCGCACGUAUGUCGUGCUGCGCUCAGCCGUGCUCCCGAAGCCUGCUCGCACGCAGUAUUCGCCUGAGGAGAUCGAGGCUGUGCGAGUGAGGCUCGAGGCGGGAGAGACGCAGGCGAGCAUCGGGCUGGGCAUUGGGCGCACGAAAAAUGCAAUCACCGGGCAAUCGAAGCGCUUCUUGCCAGGCUAUGCGCCGCUGUCGACUGGAGACGGGCCGCGGGUGAAGAGCGGUGUCACUGUUGAGCUGACCGAGAGCGCGAUGCUCACGCUGCCCGAGUACGAAGGCACGGCGGUUGAGGUCUUUGAGGCGGUCAAGCGGCAGGCGGCGACGGAGGGUGUCGCGCUGAACCUCGAGACUGCGCCUGGUGAGCGUGCGAGGUCGCGUGCGGAGGUGACUGUGAAAAGGCUUCUCACCGAUCGAAAACGCUGCCCUCAAUUCUCCGCCACCGGGGAGAAGCGCGUGUCCGACGCGCAGAUAGACCGUGGCGCCAAGAAGUACAAGUCGAGGAAGUCUCCUGUCUACAAGUACUCGCCGCCAAUCGUCACCGCCGAGCGAGAGCCGGGCCGUCCGAGCACGAAGCGCGUCAGGGCUCACACGCCCAACGUCGGCGGCCCCAAGAAGUCGGCGCGCAAGACGAAGGAGCUUCUGGCUGGCGGCGACCGACGGCAUGGGUGA
This is a messenger RNA of Emiliania huxleyi CCMP1516, 948 nucleotides long. RefSeq lists its product as hypothetical. The record is from RefSeq and is a predicted model, not a curated record. The transcript has a single exon. The coding region runs from base 1 to 948 and encodes 315 amino acids. NCBI's taxonomy places the organism in Eukaryota, Haptophyta, Isochrysidales, Noelaerhabdaceae.